Messenger RNA from Pseudonaja textilis, 540 nucleotides. The record is from RefSeq and is a predicted model, not a curated record. NCBI's taxonomy places the organism in Eukaryota, Metazoa, Chordata, Lepidosauria, Squamata, Elapidae.
AUGAUACAGGAAGAAAGCAAACAGAUCCAGGCUUGGCAGAAAUCCAGCUCUCAGUCAGAUUCUCAUGAUGAUGAGGUUUCUCCUCCACCGCCCAAUCCAGUGGUCAAAGCCCGACAUCGAAGGGGAGGGGUCAGUGCUGAGGUCUACACAGAAGAAGACGCAGUGUCUUAUGUCCGGAAGGUUAUUCCAAAGGACUAUAAGACUAUGACGGCUCUAGCUAAGGCCAUCUCCAAGAACGUCCUCUUCGCUCACCUUGAUGACAAUGAGAGAAGUGACAUAUUUGACGCAAUGUUCCCCGUCACCCAUAUUGCUGGAGAGACUGUGAUCCAACAAGGUGAUGAAGGUGACAACUUCUAUGUGAUCGAUCACGGGGAGGUGUAUGUGUACGUGAAUGGAGAAUUGGUCACCAGCAUCGGAGAAGGAGGCAGCUUUGGAGAACUGGCUCUCAUUUAUGGCACACCACGAGCUGCGACCGUCAAAGCAAAGACGGAUCUGAAACUCUGGGGGAUUGACCGCGAUAGCUACAGACGCAUCUUGAUG